ACAAAGUCCUAACCACACCUAGGACUGGGAGAGAAGCGCGCGGGCGCGGCAUCCCAUCGGUCGCAAAACCCACACCGGCUACCGUCGCGUGGCCCUACUUAAACUCCACUUUCCCUCCUCCUACCUUUGCGCCAUCUGAACCACGCCACGCCGAAUCGUCCGUCGUCCUAGAUAGUGCUUCGCUAGCUGUGGGUGUGCAUGCCAUGGCGCGCGCAGUGCACGACCGCCUCCCGUUCCUAGCCACGCCCCCGCCGGCGCCGGCGAGGGGCAGGAACCCGCCGCUCGCUGAGAUGCUCCGCCUCGUCGGCGCUGCCACCGUCGACUCCGACGCCGCCGCCGCCGCCGCGGAUGAGGAGGCCAACGCGCUGUCGUUGCCACUGCCGCGCGGUGGUGUUACUCCUCCUCCGCCUGGCGGGCGGACCAUCCAGUUCAGGCUGGCGUUCACCAGCCUCACCUACAGCGUCCGCGCGGCGCGGCGGGCGAGGCCCGGCGGCGGCGAUGGCGGCGGCGGGUUUCGCCUGCCUCUGCAGAACCGGUGCGACCGCGUCACCGCGGCGGCGCCCGACGCGCACUCGUCCCGCGCGAGGGUGCUGCUGGACGGCAUCACCGGGGAGGCGAGGGAGGGCGAGAUCCUGGCGGUGAUGGGGGCCAGUGGCUCCGGCAAGUCCACGCUCAUCGACGCGCUCGCCAACCGCAUCUCCCGCGACGCGCUCAAGGGCUCCGUCACGCUCAACGGCGAGCCGCUCACCGGCAACGUCAUCAAGUCCAUCUCCGCCUACGUCAUGCAGGACGAUCUGCUGUUCCCCAUGCUCACCGUCGCCGAGACGCUCUCCUUCGCCGCCGAGUUCCGCCUCCCGCGCGCGCUGCCCGCCGCCAAGAAGCGCACGCGCGUGCUGGAGCUCAUAGAACAGCUCGGCCUCCGCGCGGCGGCGGACACCAUCAUCGGCGACGAGGGCCACCGUGGAGUCUCGGGAGGCGAGCGCCGGAGGGUCUCCAUCGGCACCGACAUCAUCCAUGACCCCAUCCUCCUGUUCCUCGACGAGCCCACGUCGGGGCUCGACUCCACCUCGGCGUUCAUGGUCGUGCAGGUGCUCCGCAACAUCGCCGAGAGCGGCAGCAUUGUCAUCACUUCCAUCCACCAGCCGAGCCAGCGCAUCCUCGGCCUUCUUGACCGCCUCAUCCUCCUCUCCGGUGGACGCACCGUCUUCAGUGGACCUCCCUCCGCCAUCCCGGCCUACUUCGCCGAGUUCGGGUACCCGGUGCCCGACGACGAGAACCGCGCCGAGUUCGCGCUCGACCUGAUCCGCGAGUUCGAGUCGUUGCCGGCGGGAACCGGACAGCUCGUCAGCUUCAACAAGACGUGGCAGGUCAUGCACGCGGCGAGGCACAACCCAAACGAUGAUCCGUGGGCGCCAACCAUGUCGCUGAAGGAGGCCAUCAGCGCGAGCAUCUCGCGCGGGAAGCUGGUGUCCGGCUCGGACGUGGCCGGCGAGGCGGCGUCGAUGCACACCUACGCGAACCCGUUCUGGGUGGAGAUGAAGGUGCUGACGAAGCGGUCGGCGAUCAACACGCGGCGCAUGCCGGAGCUGUUCCUCAUCAGGCUCGGCGCCGUGGUGAUCACCGGCGCGAUCCUCGCCACCGUGUUCUACAAGCUCGACCAGUCGCCCAAGGGCGCGCAGGAGCGGCUCGGCUUCUUCGCCUUCGCCAUGUCCACCAUGUUCUACACCUGCGCCGACGCGCUCCCGGUGUUCCUGCACGAGCGCUACAUCUUCCUCCGGGAGACCGCCUACGGCGCGUACCGCCGCACCUCCUACGUGCUCUCCAACGCCAUCGUCUCCUUCCCGCCGCUCGUCGUGCUCUCCCUCGCCUUCGCCUUCACCACAUUCUUCGCCGUCGGCCUCGCCGGCGGCGUGUCCGGGUUCGCCUUCUACACCCUCGCCAUCCUCGCCUCCUUCUGGGCCGGCAGCGGGUUCGUCACGUUCCUCUCCGGCGUCAUACCGCACGUCAUGAUCGGCUACACCGUCGUCGUCGCCAUCCUCGCCUACUUCCUCCUCUUCAGCGGCUUCUUCAUCAACCGGGACAGGAUACCGGACUACUGGAUAUGGUUCCACUACCUCUCACUCGUCAAGUACCCGUUCGAGGGCGUGCUCCAGAACGAGUUCGGCCGCGGCGGCGAGUGCUACGUCCGUGGCACGCAGAUGUUCGACAACUCGCCGCUGGCCGUGCUGCCGGACACGGUGAAGACGAGGGUGCUGGCGUCCAUCGGCACGGCGCUCGGCGUCAAGAUCGGCCCCAACACCUGCGUGAUGACCGGGCACAACGUGCUCCGGGAGGCGGCGGUGACGCAGCUCGGCAAGUGGGAGUGCCUCCUCGUCACGGCGGCGUGGGGCUUCUUCUUCCGGCUGCUCUUCUACUUCAGCCUCGUGCUCGGCAGCAAGAACAAGAGGAGGUGAUCGAGCCGUACGGACGAGGUUGCACGCGCGCGCGCGCAUUUGCGCACGCGUUUGAACGUCCGGGGGCAUUAAACGCUUGGGGAGAAAUAGAGAGAAAAUGAUGGCCUAGUUAAUUUGAAGCUGUUUAAUUUAUGCAAUUGUUAAGGCGGAUAUGAUGUGAUUUCAAUUUGGACCCCUUUUUGUUUCCUGUGAUUUGUAGCUAAAUAAGUGGCUUAUAGUCCACUACACUUUUUUUUCUUCUUUUUCUCUUUGUAGUCGCUGUGUUAAAGACUUAUAUAUGAAAUGAUGAAGUGUUUUGAUGA
Messenger RNA from Oryza sativa Japonica Group (Japanese rice), 2755 nucleotides. Its product is annotated as ABC transporter G family member 6. NCBI's taxonomy places the organism in Eukaryota, Viridiplantae, Streptophyta, Magnoliopsida, Poales, Poaceae. Gene Ontology annotation, biological process: transmembrane transport. The record is from RefSeq and is a predicted model, not a curated record. Gene Ontology annotation, molecular function: ATP hydrolysis activity; ATP binding; ABC-type transporter activity. Gene Ontology annotation, cellular component: membrane.